Molecule: messenger RNA, 402 nt
Organism: Pelobates cultripes (western spadefoot toad)
Lineage: Eukaryota; Metazoa; Chordata; Amphibia; Anura; Pelobatidae
Source: the annotation of a GenBank genome assembly
AUGGCGGACGAGUUCCCUGAGCAGGGGCAAGUGCUGCAUGGGCAGAAGCUGUUACAGUUAAAUUCCACCGAUGACAUACUGCAACGAAUAGACAGGGCAUUUAAGAGAUUCUGGCAGCAACUUAAAGCUAAAACGCUGCCCUCACAGCCCAAGCCACAUCGGAGACUAUGCAUCGAUGGGGACCUCGGAAACCCUGACCUCCUUGUGGGGAAAUCAAAACAGAACAAGCAUGAAACAAACCCGCAGGAGAGAGGGGCCACAAAGGCUGCUGCCACGAUGCCCAUGCUUCGGCAAAGGAAACCAGGGACCUGCAUCAAGCACAAGGCAACCCGAGCCCCUCGCGGCACUAGGACGAAGAUGGCAUCGACCUCAUAUAUGGCUCUGACCCACAGAACCUGGUGA